AUGAGUACUACAGCAGUUACACUCUUCGCAGGACCAGGGACACUGCACUGUGCUCCUUCACUUCACAAUGGCAACGGAAACAUUCUAUUCAACUACGUAAUAGAUGGCACGAUUCGGACCCUAUCGAACACCAACUCUCCAACCCAACAAUCCUUCAAGGGACUCUUAUACGUCCCAGACUUCGACACCAAAGAUACAGAAUGCACCAACAUCACAGCACCCUACAUCCCCCAAAACGCAACCCGCCUCACCGAUUUACCCUUCACCAAAAACACAAAUAAUACAACAAUCGCACUCGCGCCCUGGGUAACCCGUGACUGCGCACAAGCAUACCUCACAGCAUCGCAAGAAGCGAAAGUUGAAGCCCUAAUAUUCUACCAUCCCGAAAGCAGAGACUCGGUAAAACCACCGGCGGCAGAUAAUUCCAUGUGGGAUUUGGGGGAUAAUGGGCAAUGGAAAAAGGAGUAUAAUUACCCUGUUUAUGCGGUUUCGGGUCCAGCGGGGACGAAUUUGAUGCAUCAGCUUUCUCAGUAUUCUGGCCGGAAUAAUGGGGUAGGUGGUAGGAAUGAGAGUGAAGUGCAGGCGCAGAGUAUAGAGGAUUGUGCUAGGCUGUAUACGUUGAUUGAUUUGGAACCUGAACAGUCAUCGACUGUUCCCGGUAUAUGGGUAUUUGCCCUAGCGAUUCUAGGGAUGAUUAUCCUCGUAAUGAUAUUGGCAUAUAUCGCUUUACGCCACUUGCGGAGGAAAAGAAGAGAGACUCUACAGCGACGUCUGGUUUCGGGGGAAAUUGAUCUAGAAUAUCUGGGCAUCACUCGACUUGUCGUUCCUCCACAUAUACUCUCAUCGUUGCCGGUGUAUGUCUAUCCAGUUAUUGAAUCCGAACCCGAAACCACACCAGAAAAAACAGAAGAAGAAAAGAACAAAACCCAAGAAUCACAAAACACGACAAUGACCAUCAUCACAGAAACUCAAGACGAAACCCUCACCUCCAUCCUCGAAGAAAUAACACCUCCUGCACCAACCCUCGGCAAACGGAAACGCAGACACCACACCCUAACCUUCUCCCAAAACACAUGCGCUAUCUGCCUAGACGACUUUGUCCCUGGAUCAUCACUCAUCCGCGAAUUACCAUGUACACACAUCUUCCACCCCGAAUGUAUCGAUACAUUCCUCAUGCGUGACGGGAGUACAUGUCCCCUGUGCAAACAUAAUGUGUUACCAGGAUCAUUUAUUGAGGAGCAGGUUAGUGGAUUGUUGGUGAGGAGGGAGGAGAGGGCUAGAAGGUUGAGACGAUAUCGGCGGCGUAGUCAUGGUGAGAAUCCGGUGGGGAGUCCGGUGGACACUUCACCUUCAUCUGGGGGAGUUAUGGAUCGGUUUUGGCCUUGGUUGCAUAGGGAUUAUGAGAAUGGAAGGGGUGUACGCAGUCGGCCGGACGGUGGUGGCGAAGUAUCUGAGACGGACUUGCAAGUCCAAAGACCGCCACCUGUAGGCAUUGCGAGGGGCUCAGAGGAGAGUUAUGGCCCGGAGAGAAGGGAAAUGAUGCAGAGAAGAGCUAUGGUGUUGUUGGGUACACCUGUUACUAAUCGUGCUUAA
This is a messenger RNA of Talaromyces stipitatus ATCC 10500, 1593 nucleotides long. Its product is annotated as RING finger domain protein, putative. NCBI's taxonomy places the organism in Eukaryota, Fungi, Ascomycota, Eurotiomycetes, Eurotiales, Trichocomaceae. The record is from RefSeq and is a predicted model, not a curated record. Bases 1 to 1593 code for a protein of 530 amino acids. The transcript is spliced from 3 exons.